GGUCAGCGCAAAAGCAUCCAGCCGAUAAUAACUAGUGAUAUAGAUCUAUCUUUUGACGGGUGGAGCGAUACGCUUAGUGUUUCACAAGGAUCUUCCUUUUCAGACCGUUUCCUGGCUAGUCCUACCCAAGUUCAACGGCCAGCAUGAUUGCCUCCGAGAGUGAAGACGAAGCUUUUGACGAUAUUGAAUUUCCGGAUUCAGUUGAAGCCUUGCGAUUGGGGGCGUAUCGACAUACAGGACAGUCAUCCGAGGUUGAAAUGGAUGGUGAAGAUGAUGCUGAUGACCCAUCAGCUGGGUUGGUCAUUCCCGAUGAUGGGACAUUGCAUCCCGGACGGCUAAAGGUGACUCCAAUCGCUGGGCCUACACCUAGUCCGCGCGCUGCCUCACCUUCAAAGAUACCGCGGCUAGUCCCAAGUGCAUUCGUUUCUUCAUACGUUCAAGCGGACAUGCAUGGAAAGCCAAAACCUUUGACCGGAACUUACAUUAGCGGGCCAGAUCGGAGAACCGGUCCGUCCGCUCCGAUAUCCCCGUCACUGGGUCAUAUCCAGAGGCUGAGCUCGCAAUUGAUAAGUCAACGAAAGCUUCAUGGGGACUCACCAACCAAGCUUAUACGCAAACCCAAAGGUGCCCAGCAAUAUGGAGAUGGGACAGAAUUGGACACGUUUGAUGAUUUACCAGUCUCAUCAACGACGGAGAACAAGUUUGUAAAAACGAUAAAAGUUACACCAAAGAUAAAUCCUGCCAAACCUGUUCACAACACUUCUCUGAAACGGAGCUCGUCGAAAGCUGGGUCAAUGGGCAGUAUCGUGUCCUCUCCUGAAGAGCGCGAGAAUAGACGACCGUACACAGCCGGAGGUCCCGUACACCAUCGACCGAGUCAAACUUACCAGGACCGACGUCCACCGACUUCUCAUAAAAGACGACCGCGAAAGAAGCCUACCCUCAUACGCAACCUCAACAACAGUAAUGCCGUAAAAGUGGUGGGCGACAUGGUCUACAACCCCGCCCUCCAAAAAUGGGAAGGCAAUGAAGAUGUCCUCGCCGAGUUUGAUAAAGCGUUACCCUCACGUCCAGCCCUCAUUACAAACAAAGGGGGAUACAAAAUGCCUCAAGUGGUCGGAAACAUGGUGUUUGAUCCGAUCAAAAUGUGUUGGGUGGGGAAUGAUGAGGAGGCGGAUGUGUUUGCGGAUAUUUCGGAUGAUAUGUCUGUUGUGACGGAAAUGGGUAGUGGUGGUUUCGUUCCCGAGCAAACGGAAUUUAACUUGUCGAAAAGUUUCAAAGAAGCCAUGUGCAUUGCUGAAUCGUCACAUAAACUUUUUAUGGGCAAGUGGUACCCAAAAGCUGUACUGGAUAGUAGGACCAUGAUGCGGGAUACGUCCAAAACGCACUUGUACGAAAUUCGCUCGCAUACGAACGGGGAUCGGAGACCGAAAUUAAUGGGUCGGCAUGCUAUUUGGCGGUGAAAUAUUGGCAAGCAACAACACAUGUUCGAGUAGUAGUUUUUUUAUUGUGUAGAUAUUGUUAAUUUCAAACAUACUGGCUUUCGUGAUCGA
Molecule: messenger RNA, 1553 nt
Organism: Spizellomyces punctatus DAOM BR117
Lineage: Eukaryota; Fungi; Chytridiomycota; Chytridiomycetes; Spizellomycetales; Spizellomycetaceae
Exons: 6
Coding region: 144-1463 (439 amino acids)
Biological process (GO): regulation of Ras protein signal transduction; mitotic spindle orientation checkpoint signaling
Cellular component (GO): mitotic spindle pole body; SIN/MEN two-component GAP complex
Molecular function (GO): GTPase activator activity
Source: RefSeq, a predicted model, not a curated record